This is a messenger RNA of Urocitellus parryii (Arctic ground squirrel), 1051 nucleotides long. It is a transcript of the gene Kcnk6, whose product is annotated as potassium two pore domain channel subfamily K member 6. Gene Ontology annotation, cellular component: plasma membrane. The record is from RefSeq and is a predicted model, not a curated record. Gene Ontology annotation, molecular function: potassium ion leak channel activity; outward rectifier potassium channel activity. Gene Ontology annotation, biological process: stabilization of membrane potential; potassium ion transmembrane transport. Lineage: Eukaryota; Metazoa; Chordata; Mammalia; Rodentia; Sciuridae.
ACUCCCGGAACUGAACCCAGGCGGCGGGCGGCGGCGGCGGCGGGGGCCACGUCAGCGGGCGGCCCGGGGCUGUGCGGGCGGCGGGCGCCAUGCAGCGGGGCGCGCUCCUGGCGGGCGCCCUGGCCGCGUACGCCGUGUACUUGGUGCUGGGCGCGCUGCUGGUGGCGCGGCUGGAGGCGCCGCACGAAGCCCGGCUCCGAGCCGAGUUGGGGACACUGCGGGAGCAGCUGCUGCGGCGCAGCCCGUGCGUGGCGGCCCCGGCCCUGGACGCCUUCGUGGAGCGAGUGCUGGCAGCCGGACGGCUGGGGCGCGCCGCGCUGGCCAACGCGUCGGGGCCCGCCAACGCCUCGGACCCCGCCUGGGACUUCGCCUCGGCGCUCUUCUUCGCCAGCACGCUGGUCACCACCGUGGGCUACGGCUACACGACGCCGCUGACGGACGCGGGCAAGGCCUUCUCCAUCGCCUUCGCGCUCCUGGGCGUGCCGACCACCAUGCUGCUGCUCACCGCCUCGGCCCAGCGCCUGUCGCUGCUGCUGACCCACGCGCCCCUGUCCUGGCUGAGCUGGCGCUGGGGCUGGGACCCGCGACGGGCCGCGCGCUGGCACCUGGUGGCCCUGCUGGGCGUCAUCGUGACCGUCUGCUUUCUGGUGCCGGCCGCGGUCUUCGCCCACCUGGAGGAGGCCUGGAGCUUCCUGGACGCCUUCUACUUCUGCUUCAUCUCUCUGUCCACCAUCGGCCUGGGAGACUAUGUCCCCGGCGAGGCCCCCGGCCAGCCCCACCGGGCCCUCUACAAGGUGCUGGUCACAGCCUACCUCUUCCUGGGCCUGGUGGCCAUGGUGCUGGUGCUGCAGACCUUCCGCCACGUGUCCGACCUCCACGGCCUCACGGAGCUCGUCCUGCUGCCCAGCCCGUGCCCCGCCAGCCUCGGCGACGACAGGGACGAUCGGGUGGACAUCCUGGGCGCCGCGCCCGAGCUGCACCAGCACCUCUCCGCUGGCGCCCGCGCCGACUACGCCUCCAUCCCCAGGUAGCGGGCAGGACCCGACGUCCA